AUGGCCAUCGCCCAGACCGAUCCUCUUCUCCUUUUUUCCCCGACCUCUGCGACGCAGCUCUCGCCUCCCUGCCGACGCCAACUCCGCGACAAGCUCCGCGGCGAGAUGCUCGACCUCCAGCACGCCGCCGCUUUCCUCCCCGGAACCCGGAUCUCGUCGUCCGUCGAUUACUCCGUCACUGCUGGGUCCCACCUCUGCAUCAUCACUGCUGGCGCCCGCCAGAUCGCCGGCGAGUCCAGGCUGGAUCUGGUGCAGAGGAACGUUGCCAUGUUUAAGAAGAUCGUGCCCGAGCUCGCGAAACAAUCACCGGCGUCCACGAUCUUGGUGGUGUCGAAUCCAGUGGACGUGCUGACGUACGUCACGUGGAAGUUGUCCGGUUUUCCAGCGGGUCGGGUUAUUGGAUCGGGUACUAAUCUGGAUUCGUCGAGGUUCAGGUUUUUGCUGGCGGAUCACCUGGAGGUCAAUGCCCAAGAUGUGCAGGCACAUAUGGUGGGUGAACACGGCGACAGCUCAGUAGCUCUCUGGUCAAGCAUCACCGUUGGGGGAGUGCCCGUCCUAAGCUCCCUCAAGAACAGCCAGAUCAAAUAUGAAGAAGAAGCCCUAGAGCGCAUACGCAAGGCCGUUGUUGGGAGCGCCUACGAGGUCAUUCGGCUGAAGGGUUACACGUCAUGGGCCAUCGGGUACUCCGUCGCCAACCUCGCUCGGACGCUCCUCCGUGACCAACGUCGUAUCCACCCGGUUUCUCUCCUUGCCAAGGGAUUUUACGGGAUUCCGGAUGAUAAGGAGGUGUUUUUAAGUCUCCCUGCUCAACUUGGACGGAAGGGAAUUAUCGGAGUUGCGAAUGUGGAGCUUACUGAGGAGGAGAGUGUACACCUCAGGCGGUCGGCGGAGACGCUCUGGGAGAUUCAGCGGCAACUUGAUUUAUGAAGGUUGUGUGAUCUUGAAUGCAGUGUUUUGAUACUUUUGUGUUGCUUUGUUGUAUCGUAUGUACUUUUUGUAUGGGACUAGGCUAUGAAACAUGUGAUGUUAUUGCUCA
Messenger RNA from Asparagus officinalis (garden asparagus), 1036 nucleotides. RefSeq names its product L-lactate dehydrogenase A. NCBI's taxonomy places the organism in Eukaryota, Viridiplantae, Streptophyta, Magnoliopsida, Asparagales, Asparagaceae. The coding region runs from base 1 to 927 and encodes 308 amino acids. Gene Ontology annotation, biological process: carboxylic acid metabolic process. Gene Ontology annotation, molecular function: L-lactate dehydrogenase (NAD+) activity. The record is from RefSeq and is a predicted model, not a curated record. The transcript is spliced from 3 exons. Gene Ontology annotation, cellular component: cytoplasm.